Molecule: messenger RNA, 821 nt
Organism: Aethina tumida (small hive beetle)
Lineage: Eukaryota; Metazoa; Arthropoda; Insecta; Coleoptera; Nitidulidae
Product: larval cuticle protein A3A-like
Exons: 2
Coding region: 6-725 (239 amino acids)
Cellular component (GO): extracellular matrix
Source: RefSeq, a predicted model, not a curated record
CAACCAUGGCAUUCAAAUUCGUAGUAUUCGCCGCUUUCGUCGCCGUCGCCCGUGCUGGCCUUAUUGGCCAAGCCGCUUACUCCGCUGCUCCAGCUGUAUCUUACUCCUCCAUCUCCGCCCCAGUAGCUCACACCUAUGCUGCUCCAGCUGUAGCCGCCUACGCCGCCCCCGUUGCCAAAGUAGCUUAUGCCGCCCCAAUCGCCAAGACCAUCAUUGCCGAACCUGAAGCUCCAGCCAACUACGACUUCGGAUACUCCGUCAACGACCCACACACCGGAGACAGCAAGACCCAACAAGAAUCUCGUCACGGAGAUGCUGUGCAAGGAAGCUACUCCCUCAUCGAUGCCGACGGCACCAAGCGUACCGUAGAAUACACCGCUGAUGCCCACAACGGUUUCAACGCUGUAGUACACAAGGAACCCGCCGCCGUUGCCGUCAAGGCCGUAGCUCCAGUCGUAGCCAAAGUAGCUGCUCCACUCGUAGCUAAAGUAGCUGCCCCAGUCGCCUACGCCGCCCCAGUAGCUCACACCUAUGCCGCUCCAGCCGUGUCUGCCUACUCUGCCCCAGUAGUAGCCAAGUACUCUGCUGCCCCAGCUGUCGCCACCUCUUACUCCAGCAUUGCUGCCCCAGUAGCCGUAGCUAAAGUAGCUGCCCCAGCUCUUUCCUACGCCGCUGCUCCAGCUUUGUCCUAUGCCGCUCCAGCUCAUUCUUACUACCACCACUAAAUUAUGACGUUGUAAAUGUAUGAAUGCCAUGUAAAUAAUUAUUUAUUAUAAAUUAUAAAGUUUCUUUUUUCAAAUGAAUGUAUUUUUUACACAUUU